Morchella sextelata is the source of this 180-nucleotide messenger RNA. RefSeq lists its product as uncharacterized. The record is from RefSeq and is a predicted model, not a curated record. The transcript has a single exon. The coding region runs from base 1 to 180 and encodes 59 amino acids. Lineage: Eukaryota; Fungi; Ascomycota; Pezizomycetes; Pezizales; Morchellaceae.
AUGUCUCACUGGCCCUCCAGCGACAUCAAUAUCAGCAUCGACGGUUCAUGGGACAAAGUAAAUAAAGCCGCCCACCCAACCACCCUCUCACCUUCUACACUCAGUUUAUUACAGCGCCUCACCACCCGUUUACCCACACACAAUAUCGCCGGCAUCCAACUACAGAUCGUGGAUAUUUAA